CCUUCCACCGACUUAAGCAAAAAUCGCAGAGAUUUUCUGAAGUUGGCGCGAACAGAGAGUUACAGAAGAAAGAUGGGUUGGGUGUGGAGGGACGACGAAGAAGGCGACAGCAAUUCUUCGGCGCUUGACAUAAACCCUAGAUCGGAUGGCGAGCGAUGCUCGACGAGAAAGGUGGUGAAGACGCAGUGCAAGACUGAGGAGGUGGAGCCUGGAAAGUUCAUGCGGAAGUGCGAGAAGACUGAGCAGCUUCUCAGGGACUGCGCCGGCCGGCCUGUUGAAGUGGUGCAAUCCAACAAAGAGUACACAGAAGAUGACGUCACUGACGAGAUGCUCAAACGGUCUGUCACCUUUGGGUCAUCACAGCAUGGAGCGUUUGACUUCCCAGGGUUACGAAGUGACAUUGAAGACAUUGAACGCAACUUUAUGGGUGGCCUCAACCGAUUCUUUGAAGCAGCGGAGGAGUUGAAGAGUGGCUUCUUCAGUGCUUUUGGGACUCCACACAUCUUUGAUGAGGGACCUUCCUGCCCACUACCAUCUAGGAGGCGAGAGGUGCCCAUUGAAGGUCAUCGUCAGCAGGAAGCUUUUCCUAAAGCAAGUGACGGCGACUCAGGACAAGUUGAUCUGUCUGGGUUGGCGAGAGAUGUUUGAAGAAGAGGUGUCCAUUGUCCGUGAUGUGUUUGAAGAAUGACUACAUCCGUUUCCCUGUUAGUAUCGUAUUUUCCCUUUCUCCUUAAUAUAGAAUACAACUUGAAAUUUCUCGUUUAUAGUAGAGAAGAUCCUAUGAAGGAUUGUGUCCUGCAAGCCCAUCUAAAGAAUAAUGUGUUCAUCUUUAUAAAGCAAUGGUUUUGCUAA
Messenger RNA from Pyrus x bretschneideri (Chinese white pear), 852 nucleotides. Its product is annotated as fra a 1-associated protein. The record is from RefSeq and is a predicted model, not a curated record. NCBI's taxonomy places the organism in Eukaryota, Viridiplantae, Streptophyta, Magnoliopsida, Rosales, Rosaceae. The coding region runs from base 73 to 648 and encodes 191 amino acids. The transcript is spliced from 2 exons.